This is a messenger RNA of Rotaria socialis, 738 nucleotides long. The record is from the annotation of a GenBank genome assembly. Lineage: Eukaryota; Metazoa; Rotifera; Eurotatoria; Philodinida; Philodinidae.
AUGUCUUCAUCAAACAAGCAACCGCAGGUCAUUAUCGAUCUGAAUAAAAUACUCAAUCUUAACGAUUUGACUGAAGUAAAACGAAUGGAAACUGAAUUCGAAUUGAAUGGCUGGUGUUUCGUCUUAUUACCAACAGAACUUAUUCUAGACUCAAAUCUGACCCAAGAACUAUGGCUAUUGUUUAAGUCUGAUCAUAGAAAGAUUAGAUAUUCACAGCGUAAGGGAAUAUAUGGUUAUUCGAAAGUGAACCAUAAAGAAGGAAUCAAAAUAUUGACCGGAAAUUAUUUUGGAGAAUUUGCAAAUAAGGAAUUGGUGCCAGUGGCACUUAUGAAGCCAUUGAACUAUCUUUCUCAAUUAUUAGAUGCGGUAACAAAGCGUUUAACCGAAAUUCUUGAUCAGUAUUCUGUAUUCCAACGGGAACCGUCUUUGUCAUCUUUCAUCGAACGUGCCGAUUUGCCAUUGAAAGAUGAUCAUUUUGGUAUGCUCGAUAUUAACGAGCAAUCGGCCGAAGAAGUCAAUUGCGUUCCACAUUAUGAUCCGGGACUACUUUCAAUUAGUAUAUUAUCAACACACGAAGGACUUCAAUUGAAAAAUAUGACGAAUAAUGAGUGGAUAGAUGAACUUUUACAACCCAACAUUGGUGUCAUCUGGCUGGGAGAGGCAGCAUAUCGAACUACACAAAAUCGGCUUAAGCCAGGCAUCCAUCGAGUCAUUUAUCCUCAAGAUCCAACAUGUUGA